Molecule: messenger RNA, 2280 nt
Organism: Olea europaea var. sylvestris
Lineage: Eukaryota; Viridiplantae; Streptophyta; Magnoliopsida; Lamiales; Oleaceae
Product: 3beta-hydroxysteroid-dehydrogenase/decarboxylase-like
Exons: 13
Coding region: 199-1881 (560 amino acids)
Biological process (GO): steroid biosynthetic process
Molecular function (GO): 3-beta-hydroxy-Delta5-steroid dehydrogenase (NAD+) activity
Source: RefSeq, a predicted model, not a curated record
UAAGUUGGGGACAAACUCCGUAAUUUUUCCUUCCCUAAAAUGUAGACGGUGUUUGGCCGAUCGCUGGUUCCACCUAACUCUUGCUUUGUAGAAUCUCGACACUUUCAGUGUAUUCCAUCUAACAUUUUUCUCGCUCACUCCUAGAUCCAGUUCGCAGGACCAUAGUAUUGGUAAUAUUUGUUGGGAAAUUAUUUCCAAAUGGCUGGUGAAGAGAGGUGGUGCAUGGUGACGGGUGGGAGAGGCUUUGCAGCACGGCAUUUGGUGGUAAUGCUAAUCAAAUAUGAGAUGUUUAAGGUCCGUAUAGCUGAUUUGGGUCCCAACAUCAUACUUGAUCCCGAAGAGGAGAAGGGUGUUCUCGGUGAGGCCCUGAGGUCUGGCCGCGCUCAAUACGUCUCCACAGAUCUUCGUAACAAAUCCCAAGUACUUAAAGCUUGCGAAGGAGUGGAAGUUGUUUUCCAUAUGGCUGCUCCUGAUUCAUCCAUUAAUAAUCAUCAGCUCCAUCACUCUGUCAAUGUACAAGGGACCAAGAAUAUUCUUGACGCCUGUAUUGAGCUAAAAGUAAAAAGACUUGUGUAUACUAGUUCUCCAAGCGUGGUCUUUGAUGGUGUUCACGGAAUAUUUAAUGGGGAUGAAUCGUUGCCUUAUCCCGCUAAGUCCAAUGAUUCCUAUUCUGCUACAAAAGCGGAAGGAGAGACCCUAGUUAUCAAAUCAAAUGGUUUGAAAGGACUCCUAACAUGCUGUAUUCGACCUAGCAGCAUUUUUGGUCCUGGUGAUAAGCUACUUGUUCCAUCUUUAGUUGCUGCAGCAAGGGCUGGGAAAUCCAAGUUUAUUGUUGGAGAUGGAAAUAACAUGUAUGAUUUUACAUACGUGGAGAAUGUGGCACAUGCUCAUAUAUGUGCUGAACGAGCCCUGGCAUCAGAAGGGACUGUAAGAGAAAGAGCUGCUGGUCAGGCAUACUUUAUUACCAAUGCGGAACCAAUCAAAUUUUGGGAGUUCAUGUCUCUUAUUCUUGAAGGCCUUGGUUAUGAAAGACCAAAAAUAAAGAUUCCUGCUGCUGUUAUGAUGCCAAUUGCACAUAUCGUGGAGUUAAUUUAUAAGCUUUUAGCUCCUUAUGGGAUGAAGGUUCCGCAGUUCACGCCUUCAAGAAUUAGACUUCUGUCUUGCAGCCGGACGUUUGAUUGUUCUAAAGCAAAUGAUCGUCUUGGCUACACACCAAUUGUAUCACUCAAGGAGGGCCUUAGGAGGACUAUUGAAUCAUACCCACACUUAAGGGCUGAUGUACCAACCGCAAACGAUGGGCCAUCGAAAGCUGCCAUACUUCUUGGAAAUGGGAAGGUUGCUGACAUGCUUCUUUGGAGGAAUAAAAAGCAAACACUAACAGUACUGUUGAUCUUGGCUGCAUUUUUCUUCAAUUUUAUUGCAACUGGAUAUACCAUUAUAACUGCAGUUUCCAAGCUUCUGCUGGCAGCCUCAAUUUUCCUUUUCAUCCAUGCCAAGUUACCAGAGAAAAUAUUGGGAUAUAAAAUUGAAAAAAUUCAGGAGUCAAAAUUUCACAUUUCAGAAGAUAAGUCUCACCAAGUUGCCAUGUCAGUAGCGUCAGGGUGGAACUCUGCAAUGGUUUGUUUAAAAUCUCUUUGCAAAGGAAGUGACUGGAUACUUUUUCUGAAGGUGGUUCUCUCUCUAUUGGCUCUCAGUAUACUUGGAGCUGUUUCUUUUCGCAAUAUGUUCGUUAUGGGAGUUUCCAUUGCCUUUCUCGCUUUCGUUGUGUAUGAGAAAAAGGAAGAAGAGAUAGAUAAAUUGAUCCUUAAGAUUAUCUCACUUGGCUGCAAAUCGAAGUCUUGUAAUUCUGGAAAAACUUCCGAUUCAAAAAAACUGCAGUAAUUGUUAAAUUAACAUGGGAGCUGUUCCUAUUCAUCACUUGUUGGGGCUCCUUUGUCGCUUUCAGAUUCUUCCUACUGUAGGCAUUGUAUGCUUCGCGUUUUCUUCUAGAAAUGAAAGAAAUGUGCUGGAUGAUCGCUACAUUUUCUACCUCGUGUGCAUAUCUCUACCAAGAUGAACGCUGUGUAUUGUGAUCAAUGCCUGCCUUUAUUUUUGUAGCGUUUCCGAGAGUUGACAUUGAUUUGUUAGUUCUCACUUGAUAUUUCAAGUUAUUGUGAAGGUCUUCGAUAAAAUUCUGUGCUCUUUUCUCUUUUGAUUGUUAAUGUCGACUUGUCAUGAUAUUAUGGACGUCUUGACGACUCCCUCUUAAAUAAAAUAAUUCGUCCCUUUUUAUCGGCUUAA